AUGAAUGGGGUGGAUAUGAACAUGGUGAACGAUGGAGUAUGUUUUUCAAGUUUUGUUUUUAAAUUUUAGGUUUUUUACAAGCUUGAAGGCGGAAAGGGAAGCCUAAAUUAAAUUUUAAAUUUCCAAAACUUUAUUUACAAACCAAAAAUGGAAAGAACUUUCUUUCUAAUUCAAAAAGUGGCAAUAACUUUCUUUCCAUAGUAUAUAAUUUCAAAAACUUUGUUCACAAAGACAAGUUGUUUUUUAGUAACACUAAAUUAUAUUGCAGUACAACGAUUUCACUGAGAUGCAGACGGAUUUUGGGUAUUCGAACAUGGCCAUGCCGAUUGGAUUCACGGAAAUGGCUUGUAUGAGCUUUGAUCAUAGAGAGAACUUGUUAUGGAUUGUUGAUGCUAGUGUAGGUUGCGUUUUUAUGUGUUUUUUCAAUUUUAGGUAUGUUUGAAGGAAUUUAUGGUUUAUAAAUGAGUAAGCGAAGGAGGUAAUGGUUGAUACCUAAAUAAAAUCUUUUGAUGUUAAGCGUGGCUUUUAUCAAAAACACUUUAUUUAUAAUGUAGAAAAACGUUUUCUGUUUGUUGUCUUACAGAAAUUGAUGAAAAAACGUUGUUUGAUGUAAAAAAGCUACUUUUUCGGAGUUAGCCAUGGUUAAUAUGAAGAAAAACUAAGGAUUUGAUUGAUUUCAGGGCCACGUAGUAUCGUAUUACCGGACAGCUUUACAACUGUACAGCCGGUUCUUUUGGCCAUUAGAUAAGCACGAUACAGAUGCUCAUACUAUCGUUCCAACAGCUGAACAUGUUAUUAUAGUUGGUAAAUCAACUGUUGCCGCGUUUACACGAGGCGGAGUGCCUGUUUAUUUUUAUAGGUAAUAUUAUAUUACAAGUUGUAUGCUUUUGUGAUUUUCAAUUCUUUUUACUAUAAAAAGUAUUUGAAUUUAUGCUUACAAACUAUUUUUAGGUCAGAAAACCUGUCAGACCUAUGCUGCGCUCAUUGGGACCCGUAUACGAACUUAUUGUUCUUAGGAGGACUUCAAGAUACGAUGAUAGUGUUUGAUAUUGAAGUGCGAUCAGAACGGAACAUUAUCAAGUUGAAAGAGCAAUCAUCUACGAUUAUUAGGACGACGGAACGAUAUCUUGUGUCCGCUAGCGAUGAUGGAAAGGUAAGUUUGCUUAUGUUUUAGGUAACAAAUAUCACGAAAAGUCAAAAAUUUUCUGGCAGUAUUGAUAAUGGAAAAAACGUAUUUUACAAUGUUAAAAAAGACAAGAACUUUCUUUACAAGCUAAUAAAUGGCGAUAAUUUUUGCUAUGUUAACAAUAUUGUUGUAGAUAACAGUCCGAUCCAAAGAUCUCAUGAAGUACAACUUGAUCGCUCAAACUCAAGCACAUUCAGGCAAGGUAAUCGACUUUGAUGUACAUGGAACAUAUUUGGUUUGUUGUGGAAUGUCACAGAAGUCCAAUGGGUAAGACUUGGGUUUUUACUUGUAUUUUAGGUAACAAUGUGCAUUUUUCAAAAUUUUUAUUAAAGUUAUAGAAUUUUGGCUAAUUUUUUACAUGUACCAUUUUUUAGAACGCUAGUAUACGACAACUUUUUAAAAGUGUACGACGUUCGAAACCUAACUCCACAAGUGCCUAUACCAUUCAAUAGACACCCAAACAUAUGCAAAUUUAUUGGAAUCGACUCGUUGAACGAGGAGAAAGUUGUGGUUACCUCUGGAGUAAGUUUAUGUCUCAAAAAGAAAUUUUUUUUGACGUUUUUUGUCUGUAAUUGAAGUUUUUGCUAUUUUGAAGUUUGUAAAGAAAGUUACUGCUAUUAUGAGUUUUGUAAAAAAGUUUUUGCCAUUUUAAUCUAUAAGGAGACUUUUGUUUUAGGCAACAUUAUUCUUGGUAGACAUCUUGGAAAACAAACUAAACUUCCUUGGUACAUUACACAUGCCAGCAUCCCAUCUCUGUGCGUCUGAUUCACAUCAAGCGAUUGCUGUGGGAAUCGGAGAUUGUAAGUUGUUCAUAGUUUGUGAUGAUUUUUUUAAGGAGAAUAGCUGUUUAGGCUUGGAUUUGUUAUUUUUGGGCUUAUCUUAGUUAUUUUUUAGGCUUAUUUUUGUUAAGUUUGACUUAAAAUUGGGAUUUCAGGUCCAUCUAUGGUACAACUGUUCUGGACAGAUGACGAAGAUCCUCCUUUUUCAUUAUGUGAUAUUGAUCCGAUUUUUCCUAUUGAGGUAAGGAUUAGGCAAUAAAAAAGGGUAAAUUUUAUAUGAUUGGCAGCUUUAAAAUUGAAAAUUUUGAAUUUAAAAAAUUUUUUUUGAUUUUAAAAAAAAUAUUUUUUUUGGAUUUUUUAAAUUUUUUUUUGAUAAAUUUCAAUUUUUCAGGAAGAUAAAGACAUGCCAAUACCAUAUGACGCCCCUACCCCGUUAGCAACAUUCCCCUUGAGGUAUUGUCCUGGAAUGGACUAUUGUUCGGAUAGGUGGCCUGACGUGCUCAUGAGGCGGAGAUAUUUGUAG
Messenger RNA from Bursaphelenchus okinawaensis, 2488 nucleotides. The record is from the annotation of a GenBank genome assembly. Lineage: Eukaryota; Metazoa; Nematoda; Chromadorea; Rhabditida; Aphelenchoididae.